Penicillium taxi is the source of this 2100-nucleotide messenger RNA. Its product is annotated as aromatic amino acid ammonia-lyase. Lineage: Eukaryota; Fungi; Ascomycota; Eurotiomycetes; Eurotiales; Aspergillaceae. The transcript has a single exon. Gene Ontology annotation, biological process: L-phenylalanine catabolic process. Gene Ontology annotation, cellular component: cytoplasm. Gene Ontology annotation, molecular function: ammonia-lyase activity. The record is from RefSeq and is a predicted model, not a curated record. Bases 1 to 2100 code for a protein of 699 amino acids.
AUGACAUUCACCAAACUGGCAGCGCACACCGGCGCCACACUCCAUAUAUGGAGGCGCCUACGCGAACUGAAAGGCCAGGCCACUAUAAUCCUUGACGGGAACAGUCUUGACGUUGCCUCUAUUGUUGCUGUCGCUCGUUAUGACGUCAAGCCCAGCAUCUGCACAGAUGACCAACUCGCCCAAAAGAUCGAACUAAGUGUGAACGCCCUCGCUGAAUAUCUUUCGCAUGAUUGGGUCGUUUACGGAGUCAACACUGGUUUCGGAGGCAGUGCUGACACUAGAACCAAUGCGCUCAUCGAUCUACAAACGCAUUUGCUUCAAUUUAUCCAGAGUGCAAUCAUUACAGAGGCCGACAAGAACCCGGCGAGUAAUUCGGAGCGGGAGCCUUCACAUGUGAUGCCACCCUCAUGGGUUCGUGGAGCUAUUGUCGCUCGCGCAAAUCAGAAUCUCAGAGGCCACAGUGCUGUCCGCAUGAAUGUUAUUCAGAGCUUGAUUGAUUUGUUGAUUCACGAUAUCACCCCACUGAUUCCCCUUCGAGGCACAAUUUCUGCAUCUGGAGAUCUCAUGCCCAUGGCGUAUAUUGCUGGAGCAAUCACUGGAAAUCCGGAUAUUUUCGUACAAGUUGGAAAGAGCCAAAAUGCGAGAGUAUUACCAUCUCCAGAAGCGCUGCAAGAGAGCAGAAUUUUUCCAACUGGACUUGGCCCCAAGGAGGCACUGGGUCUCAUCAACGGCACUGCUCCUUCCGUCGCAGUGGCAAGUCUCGUGUUGUAUGAUACGCAGCAGCUUGCGCUGCUAUCUCAGGUCUUGACAGCUUUUUCUGCAGAGUCAAUUGGCGGAAAUGUCGAGUGGACUCAUCCCUUCAUUCAUGCUACGAGACCCCAUGCUGGUCAAAUUGAAGUAGCAAACAAUAUCCGACGCUUCUUACGGGGCUCCAAGCUUGUCGUCGGUCUAGAAUCGAGGAAGAGGACUGGGGAUGGGCUGUGGCAGGAUCGAUACUCGACGAGAACAGCUCCCCAAUGGAUCGGUCCGUAUCUAGAAGAUCUUCUUCUCGCACAAAGACAAUUGGAAGUCGAACUCAACUCCACCUCUGACAAUCCUUUAAUUGAUUCCGCUGGUCCAUCUGGCGGGGAGAUAUACUCCGGCGGGAACUUCCAAGCAACAUCUGUCACAACGGCUAUGGACAAGACACGCCUCGCUCUUCAAAUGAUCGGACGGAUGCUUUGGUCUCAGGUCACGGAGAUUAUCAACCCGGCGACAAAUAAGGGACUCGAGGCCAAUCUCAAUGCUAGUCCAUAUGAGAAUUACACCAUGAAAGGAAUUGACAUCAACAUGUCAGCGUACAUGUCUGAACUGGCAGCCUUGGCCCAUCCAGUUUCAGCCCACAUUAUGUCGGCAGAGAUGCACAACCAAGGCAUUAACUCAUUAGCUCUCAUCACAGCUCGGCGUACAAUGGAAGCUGUCGACCUAGUGGCGCAUAUGAGUGCCUGCCAUAUCUACGUCUCGUGCCAAGCUGUGGAGUUACGGGCACGCCACAUCCAGUUCCUUUCCAAUCUCUGCGAGAGGAUAGAAGAUACCACGUCAUCCGGUGCUCUGCAUGGACUUGGACUGACAGCUCCACAAAUCGACACUCUGUCUGCAUCCCUCUUCCCCAUUGUUGAGUCAACAUGGUACCACUGGAACUCCAAUACCUGGAAAGAGCGUAUCUCACAUGUGGUGGAAGCCGUUAUAUCACCUGUGGUCAGCUUUUUGCUCCAAAUCCAAUUGGAUUGUUCGCUAUCAUCACUGGAUGAUUUCAAAGCACGCUUUGAAGACGUUAUUUCAAGGACGGCCGGUGCGAUAUUUGAUUCAAGCUCCACCAUAUCUCCACCAGAAGUGGCUUUGCAACUUGGAGAUGGAACUGCACAGCUGUACACCUGGGUUCGUUCAGAACUAGACAUACCACUUCAUGGUGGUAUAAGCGAAGAUCCUUUAUACAAUCGCCAAAACGGCCUCCCUGAAAAAAGCAAGAAGACUAUUGGGAGCCAGGUUAGUUUGAUUUAUGAGAGGCUGUUGAAAGAUGGCGUUAUGGACGUGUUAUUCGAUACUUUGGAUAAAUAUUGA